AGUCACUCUGGGAGUUACUUGAACGGAACUAAAGCUUAAAUGUGUAAUGUUUACGUAGUUUGGGGAGCGAGUGGCAUUCGCAUCAGAAGAAGAGCGUCGCUUCUUUUCUCAUGCUCUGCCAUCUGGAAUCUGAACGUGAACCCCACUAAGAGCAACCACGAAAUGAAGUUCUGGGUCCCCCUCCCUCCUUCUUCCUCGAUGCGCAUAUAUUUAGUAAUUACUCUGUUUAGUGUGAGUCAGUGCCUAUCAAAACCCUCCCUCCCUCCCUCCCUUUCUUAUCCUUUGUACAGCCCCAUGCUUAACAGAAGGUAAUGGAGUCCCGAAUGAGAUUAUAAUAUUGACACACUCGUCUUGAACCUUCGUGCCCAUUCUUAACUUUCAUUGCUUUACUUUCUUCUCUUUCAACUCGACCAUGUUCGGCAAGCUCGCGUUUUAUUUUGAAUUGCUAGCAUUUCUGGGAAUGCAGCUUCCCCUAACAAUGGCAGAUUGUCCUUUGGAUUUUACUGGUUCAAACUUUACACUCGCAUCCUCUAUGUGCUCUAACCAGUUUGAAAGAGGGAAAUGUUGCCGCUACAUUAAUGCUAACAUUGCAGUUUCUGUUGCUCGUUUUGCAAAUGUAACAAGAAGCCUUGGAGUCACCCUAAAUGCUUCUGACCCCUGUCUCCAGACCAUAUCUCAGACCUUGCAACAUUAUGGCGUUCCACAUAAUGCAACAAUUUUCUGUGGUUUUGGCACAAAAAUCUCAGUUAAUUAUGAGUGUGAGGGUCGAACUACUGUCAUGCAAAUGCUGCAGUCUCCCCGAUUUGUGCAGGUUGUGGAAAAUUGUAAAGUGCCACUGGCUGAGGAAAGUAAAUGCAAGAAAUGCUUAAAUGCUGGCAUUAAUUUCAUACAUCAUCUGAUAGGCAUUAAAGAUAAUAUAACACUGAGUACAUGCCGUGAUGCCACCUUUGCAGCAUUGGCAAGCCAAGUUGAUGAAAUGUCUACCAUUGACAUUGCAAGCUGUUUCUUUAGGGUUCAAGGGCUUCUCAAACCUCGUGUUAUAGUGCCAUCCCCAUCUUUGCCAACUCCUGAGGCUUCUCCUAGUCCAGUGGUUGCUGAUAGCCCUAGUCAGUCACUGUUAGGUGCACCUCUUCAAGGAAAGCACCGUUCAUACCACUUGGCAAUAAUUCCUGCUAUUGGUAUUGCCAUCACAGCUAUUGCUGCUAUCAUGCUCUUGGUCUUGGUUGUUCUAAUUCGUCAGAAAAGAAAAGAACUAGUGGGGACUGAUAAUUUUAAUAAAACACCUUCUAGUGCAAUGUGGAAAUUUCAGGAAGGUCCUUCAUCUAUGUUUCGGAAAUUCAACUACAGGGAGAUAAAGAAGGCAACGGAGGAUUUCAACACCAUCAUUGGGCAAGGGGGGUUUGGAACAGUAUAUAAAGCUCAUUUCCGUGAUGAUCUAGUGUUAGCAGUAAAGAGAAUGAACAAAGUUUCAGAGCAAGGGGAGGAUGAAUUUUGUAAAGAAAUAGAGCUUCUUGCUCGGUUACAUCAUAGGCAUCUUGUUGCAUUACGAGGUUUUUGCGUUAAAAAUCAUGAGAGGUUUUUGAUGUAUGAGUACAUGGAAAAUGGAAGCUUGAAAGAUCAUCUUCAUUCCCCUAGUAAAGCACCUCUAAGUUGGCGAACGAGAAUCCAAGUUGCCAUUGAUGUGGCUAAUGCACUGGAGUAUCUCCAUUUCUAUUGUGAUCCUCCUUUAUGGCACAGAGACAUAAAAUCUAGCAACAUUUUAUUGGAUGAGAAUUUUGUUGCUAAGUUAGCUGAUUUCGGUCUUGCACAUGCUUCAAAAAAUGGCUCCAUAAGCUUCGAAGCUGUAAACACCAAUAUCAUGGGAACUCCAGGUUAUAUGGAUCCUGAAUAUGUGGUUACUCAUGAGCUGACUGAGAAAAGUGAUAUUUACAACUAUGGAGUAUUACUGCUAGAAAUUGUGACCGGAAGACGAGCAAUUCAAGAUAAUAAAAAUUUGGUUGAAUGGGCACAACCAUACAUGGGACCAGAUUCUGUAACUCGAUUGAUGGAGCUAGUGGAUCCUAAUGUGAGGGAGUCAUUUGACUUGGAUCAGCUCCAGACAGCAGUGUCUAUAGUAGAAUGGUGCACACAGAGAGAGGGCAGGAUCAGGCCUUCAAUAAAACAAGUUCUUAGGCUUCUGUAUGAUACUUCAGAACCUAUGCACAGUGGGUUUCUUCAAGAUAUUGAAGGUGAGGAGUGUGAAGGGAAUCAGCAGAGUGGCAGAAGCAGCAGAGGUAAAAUGCACAGAAAUGAAGCAUUAUUUCAGAGCAAGGAUGGAAGAUAUCUUGCUUCUUCUUCAAGUACAUCCAGGUCUUACUGCAGCAAAAGCUUUUUACUUGAGACAAGUUCCCCACAGUCUCCUCUGAAUAUAUUAUCUGUCGAAGACAAAUAUCAUUAGGUUCAGCAGCAACUCAAGUCUUACUGGAAUUUCACGUUCUCCGACUUAUUAAGGAUGUGGACUUGUAAAGCAUUUAUAUGUUGAAUUUUGGGUAAUGAGAAGAUAAUAGCUAUGUCUUGCUUCAAUAAUCAGCAUUGGCAUAAAGUUGCAAAAUGUCAAUCACAAGAAAGAACAAUACGCAAUACUUGUAGCUAUCCCACGCCUAAGAAAUAUAUCUUGCAUUUUGAAGCA
Messenger RNA from Prosopis cineraria, 2668 nucleotides. Its product is annotated as probable receptor-like protein kinase At1g49730. The transcript has 9 exons. NCBI's taxonomy places the organism in Eukaryota, Viridiplantae, Streptophyta, Magnoliopsida, Fabales, Fabaceae. Gene Ontology annotation, biological process: protein phosphorylation. The record is from RefSeq and is a predicted model, not a curated record. Gene Ontology annotation, molecular function: ATP binding; protein kinase activity. The coding region runs from base 413 to 2437 and encodes 674 amino acids.